CAUUGACUUGAUACACCAGCGUUGAACUCGCAAAGUAGUUAGGUGCCAUGACGCGAGUGCCUGUGAUUGACUGGGACCAACUGAAGCGGCAGAAAGUCCACCCGUCCUUCAGCCUCCCCUCCUCCUACCACGCCGUCCGCGCGCACGUCCCGGCCUCCAGCAUCCAGGAGGUGUGUGAGAAACACCCCCACGAGGAGUUCAAGCACUUGUGCUAUCGAGAGGCUUUGGUGGUCCCAUUGCUUAAUCCGAAGAACACCAACCUGGACAAUCAGGUUUAUCGAGCACACGUGGAGCGCCCCAGACGUUGCUUGAACAACACCGGGAGCUUCACACUGGCAUCUGAGGACCAUGCAGCCCCAGCCGCCUCCGCCCCACCGGUCGCCGUGUCCCACGUUCCUGUUCCUUCUUCCAUGCCGCCCGCGGGACGGUCCGCACAGGUGGCCUUGGAUCACACAGCCGCCGUGGAGGCCCUCUUCGAGGCGGCCACACGCAGCUCACUCUCGAGCGGGUGGAGUGGACUCUCAUGGAGCUCCAGGCUGCCACAGGGUGGCGCUGGCGCAGUGCAUUUGAUGCCUCCAGACGUUGAAAGCGUGGCCACCACAGACUGCUUGGAGCAAGCGCUCUUGAAGCCGCAGGGCUCUCCCCGCCGAGGGCGGCUGCAGAGCUCAGCGGCCCGCACGCGCGCGCGGUUUCAGCAGCUGGCAGAGGCGGAGCUGAAGCUAAGAUCCAAACCGAGAGCCUGAAAGCAAGGUCCUCGAUGAGUUGUUGAUGAGUUUUACUCUAUAAAGAUGAAGUGCA
Molecule: messenger RNA, 798 nt
Organism: Durusdinium trenchii
Lineage: Eukaryota; Dinophyceae; Suessiales; Symbiodiniaceae
Source: the annotation of a GenBank genome assembly